Molecule: messenger RNA, 910 nt
Organism: Rubroshorea leprosula
Lineage: Eukaryota; Viridiplantae; Streptophyta; Magnoliopsida; Malvales; Dipterocarpaceae
Source: the annotation of a GenBank genome assembly
CAAGUUUAAGCUUCCAAUAAUCUAGCUUUGGUCAAAUUCGUUAUGCUUUCUUGUACGUGUCUCUUCUUAUAACCAAAUCACACUCCCUCAUCAUCGUACCCGCGCCAUGGCUUCAAACACAGAAACUGUCAUCGGUCCAUACAAAGAAGGAAGCAACAUUGCCAACCAACCUACCGUCACUAGCCAGUUUUCCAUGGAAAGUCUACAGCAAAUAAGAUCGGACAUAUCGUUUGAACCAAGCAAGGUUGUUGAAAUCGAUCAUCAGACAACAGGUGCGGCUAUCCCGACCAUUUCUGAAGUCGUGGAUGCCAGGUGCGAGUGCUGUGGGAUGUCCGAAGAGUGCACGCUGGAGUACGUAAGUGGUGUGCGGGACAGGUUUGUGGGGAAGUUCAUGUGCGGAUUAUGUGCUGAGGCGGUCAACGAGGAGAGGGAGAAGAACGGAGGGAAACGAGAGGAGGCGUUGAACGCUCAUGUGAGUGCUUGUGUUAGGUUUAACAGGUUUGGACGGACGUAUCCAGUGCUGUACCAGGCGGAGGCGAUGAGGGAGAUCUUGAAGAAAAGUUGUAGGACAAGGAGUAAGUCAGUAAAUCCUAGCGAUAAAGGUAAUGAGCCGAAGAAAGGUGGGAUUGCGAGGAGUUCCAGUUGUAUGUCGGCCAUCACGAAGGAGAUUAAUGGCCGGUAGAUGGUCAAUUAUUAACUAUAAUGUAUUUUCCAAAAUCUCAUGUACUAAGACAUGUUCUAAGGUUAGCAACAAAUCUGAGGUUUGAACAUUAGAAAUAAUGUUCUAAUUAAGGUUUAUUUCCAAGUUUAAUUAGUUCUAUGAGCUGUUGCUCUCUGUAAGAACUAGUGAUUCCUUUAACUUCGUAUAAUAUCAGUACACUUUUGGGAUUAAUUAAGAGCGCCAUUGUAU